GAAGCGCGCAUGUUAUAAAUAAAAUCUUAGAAUAAAUGGUGCACAUGGAUAAUUAAACUUUAAACUCUUUUUAUAAUUAUUUUUUAUUACUAUACACAUUUUUAUAAUUAUAUUUCUUGAAAAGUUUAUUUAUAUUUUAAUUUUGGAGAUUAUUAAAAUAAUAACAGGAACCAUUUUUAAGUGUAACAAUGGCUCAAUUUGGAAACGUUUCAGCUGAUCAAUUAAUGGCCGGUACCAGUGUUUUGUCUCGACCUGCUGAUGAAUUCGACAACGAUCCUUCUGUUGAAGCAAUGUGGGCUAUAAAAGCUUUCGAGCAUGCUGAAAUUUAUUUUAAUAUCUUGUGCUCGGUGGAUCCAAAAUUAUUGAGAUUAACACCACACGAUGAUCAAAUUUAUAAAACAUUUCGCGAAACAUUUCCGAAUCUCAAAGUGGACGUAAUUAAUGAAGAAGAGUUGAAAUCCGAAGAUGGGAAAAUAAUGUGGAGACCAUUUUGUGAUAAUUUUAAAAAUGUUGUUGAAGACUAUAGUUUUGGCACUCUUUUACGUUUAAAUUGCAAGGAAGACUACACGGAAAGUAAUAGUAUUUUAACAACAAGAAUUCAAUUUUACGCUAUUGAAUUGGCAAGAAAUCGUGAGGGUGACAACGAUGGAAUCAGAGAGAAAUUCAAACCUAAAAAGAUAAGCAAUAACGAAAAUAAAUCGUAAAAAUAAAUUUUAUAUAUUUAAUUUUAGUUAUUCUAUUUUUUAUUAAAAUGAAAAACAUUUUUCUUUUUUGUACACAAUUUGUAUAAUAUAAGACUAGUAUAUAUUUUUUUACAAUUAUUAUCUAAUUAAAAGUUACAAAUAACAUUAAAAACAAAAAAAUUAA
Messenger RNA from Leptopilina boulardi, 867 nucleotides. Its product is annotated as protein PBDC1. Gene Ontology annotation, cellular component: cytoplasm. Bases 189 to 704 code for a protein of 171 amino acids. The record is from RefSeq and is a predicted model, not a curated record. The transcript is spliced from 4 exons. NCBI's taxonomy places the organism in Eukaryota, Metazoa, Arthropoda, Insecta, Hymenoptera, Figitidae.